GGCAGGAUAGAUCGAAGUGUCAUAUAUUAGUUUGACGUGAGCCACAACUCGUUGAACGAGCACACUGGUCGAUAAUUUUAUUCGUGUCUUUGAUUUUAGAGCAAGAGUUUUUACCUUUAAAAGGCUGGUGUUGAUUAGUUUUAUAAAAAAACGUAUAUUUAAAAGGAAAGAAAUACUUAAGACUUGUUAAUACGGCUUGAUAGUUGGAUACGAUGGCUACAUCGGCAGUCCACGAGGCUGACGACCUUAACACUUGCGCUGUGUGUUUCGAACAGUACAACUUCGUCGAUCGCUUGCCCAAGUUUUUAAGCUGCCUUCAUACCUUCUGUAUCAGCUGUCUAGGAAAAAUGCUACUAGAUUCGUCGUCGAUGACGAUAAGUUGCCCGGCAUGUCGAACUGUCACUUCCCCUGGCGGUGGUCUGGUUAGUCUAAGAACUAAUGAGCAUGCUCUUAGAGUCUUGGAGCUACAAGAAAAAAUCACUAAUCUUAAUUGUUCCAGCAGAAGGCAGCCAGCAUGGUGUCAUACCUGCGACGAACUGGCUGGUCUUUCCUGUCAAUUCGGUGUGCAUUCCAUCACGCCUUUAGGAAAUGACGUUGUGGAAAAGCAUCUCUCGCAGAAUCAAAAGAACAAAGUUCAGCUAAAUCUCUCCUACGCGUUAGGACGACGCAUGGAAAUAGACUCUUACUUAAAGUCCAUGAAACAGAGUAUUUCAAUCUUAGAUAAGCAUGUGGCUCAGCUGAAAGAAGAUAAUGCUGUACAAAUCAGCUUAGUCGAAGGAAUUUUACAUGAAAUGGAAUUACACCAGACGUGCGAUGCUUCAAGAGGUAACUCAAAACGCCAGCAAAGCAGUCAACCCGUAGAAGUGGAAGCCGAAUCAGCCUACUCUUCAGCUUUGUCGCUUGCCCAAACAUUUGAGGGAGCCAAAAACAUUCUGAUUUCCAUGAACGUGGAAACAAUUGACGGCAAAAUGGCGCCAGCACUCCCGUGGCUCAAUCGUAUUAAAUUGUGCCUUAUGAACCAAAUCGACGACAAGGCAGUUAAUGCAGCAGGACUUAACAUUCUUUCAUUCAUUUUGCUCCUUCAGCUUCAGCAAAAUCGUCACCAGCAGCAAGUGAACGCGCCUGUUUCACCUUCUGUACCGUCAACCUCUCAAAUCACGACGUCACCCAACAAUACGGUUUCAAUGCUUCGCUCUUUUCUUCUGCCACAACAGCUUCAUUCAAACCAUCAAUAUUGCUCCAUGACGGUGGAAGUGAACUUUGAUAAGAAAGCAACUCUACUUUUUCAAUUGGCUCCUCAAGCCUCUUCCGAGCUUAAGAGCAUCUUUAUUCGUUCGUUUUCAUCGACGUACGCCAGCUAUUUUCAGUCGGUCGUAGUGAAGGCAGGAAUCAGCCUUUUUGUUGUAUUCGGUUCACCUUACAAUAGCCGUAGUCUAAUGACCUUCCAGGGAGAGAAUGCCUAUUACCAACGUCCCUUUAUUAUGGAGCGUGGAGAUGUUGGCAUUUACUACAGCAAUGGACCGCAGCACAACGGGGUCUAUGAUAUGGUCAUAUUGCUGGCUCCCUUUUCAGACCGUAAUGUAAGACGUGCUCCGCUUGUCGCUCGUUUAAUGAAUGGUGUCGAAUUCUGCCAUUCUCUAAGUCAUUUAAAAUUGCACGAGCGGGCUUCAUGCAAAGUUGUUCACUGUGCAAUUUUUUAAGCUCUGAUUUUUAGAAAUUGAACUGACGUUUUUAAACCCAAAUGACGCAUGAAGUGUGAAUAUUUUUCGGACGCAAUAGAUGUCGUGCAGUACUAUAUCAAUACAAGUUUAUGACAAAA
This is a messenger RNA of Daphnia carinata, 1819 nucleotides long. RefSeq lists its product as uncharacterized. The transcript has 7 exons. The coding region runs from base 213 to 1700 and encodes 495 amino acids. NCBI's taxonomy places the organism in Eukaryota, Metazoa, Arthropoda, Branchiopoda, Diplostraca, Daphniidae. Gene Ontology annotation, biological process: protein ubiquitination. The record is from RefSeq and is a predicted model, not a curated record. Gene Ontology annotation, molecular function: ubiquitin protein ligase activity.